AUUCGUCUCCAUUUCUUUUCAAAUCCUUCUCCUAAUUCUCAUAGGAUUCCAAAAUAAGAGAAUGGUAAAACAACAAGAUUGGUCCGUGACUACUUGUGUUUUGCUAUUCUUGUUUUUGGCAUCACAAAUCCAUUGUAGGAGCGGAAUACAUGUUUCAAAACGUUUGGAGGGGUCAAAGCAAGGAGAUGGUAAGUCAGGUGAUACGAGCUUCAAUGUGCUUCGUCGCGUGCUUUCGCCAAAGGAGAAAGAUCUAAUCAAGAAGCUCCCCGGACAACCUUCCGGCGUUAGUUUUAGACAGUAUGGCGGUUAUGUGCCCGUAAACGAACCAUCCAGUCGGUUUUUGUACUAUUAUUUUGUGGAAGCCAUCAAACCCAAUACAUCUACUCCUCUGGUCAUCUGGUUCAACGGAGGACCGGCCUGCUCAUCUCUAGGUGGGGCAUUUCUAGAGCUUGGUCCCUUCCGCGUACAUAGCGGCGGCAGAAAACUUUUCCGCAAUCCUUAUUCAUGGAACAACGAGGCGAACGUGUUGUUCUUAGAAUCGCCUGUAACGACAGGUUUCUCGUACUCGAGUAAUCCAAUUGAUUUGGAGGAAUUGGGGGAGAAAGGGGACAAGGCAACAGCAGAGGAUAACUACAUUUUCUUGAUGAAUUGGCUAGAAAGGUUUCCCGAAUAUAAAGGAAGAGACAUUUACAUCGCCGGUCAGAGUUACGCUGGCCACUAUGUUCCCCAACUUGCUCAGAUCAUCAUUCACCGUAACAAGAAAACCUUAGUCAACCUACGAGGAAUUUUGAUCGGUAAUCCAUCACUUCUCACAUCGAUCCAGGAUCCAUACGGCUACGAAUUUAUGUUAAGUCAUGGUUUGAUGUCCCAACAACAAAUGGACAAUUAUAAUCAAUUCUGCCUAAGAGAUGACUUAUAUGAUAAUGACAAGUGCGCACUUUCGGUAAAAACAAUCGAUGAUGCAAAAAAGCACUUGGACACUUACAACAUAUACGCUCCUGUGUGUCUAAACUCCACGUUGAGCAGGAUAUCCAAGAAAUGCACCACAGUUUUGGAGGUUGAUCCGUGCAGUAAGGACUACUUGAAGGCUUAUCUUAACAGAAAAAAGGUUCAAAAAGCGAUACAUGCCAACACCACCAAAUUACCGUAUGAGUGGACCUCUUGCAAUAACGAACUGACUGAGAAUUGGAGCGAAAAUGAUAGAGACACCCCGAUGAUACCUAUCCUCCACGAGCUGAUGGGCGAGGGUGUCCGAGUCAUGAUCUACAAUGGAGACGUGGACCUGGAGAUUCCAUUUGCAUCUACAUUAGCCGUGGUGAAGGAGAUGAAUCUAACGGUUGUAAAGGAAUUUCGUCCCUGGUUUACGGGAGGACAGCUGGGAGGGUUCACAGAGGAUUACAAAGGGAACUUAACCUUUGUAACUGUGAAAGGAGCAGGUCAUAGUGUUCCUACGGACCAACCUAUACAUGCUCUUAAUAUCUUUACCAGCUUUAUCCGUAACACUCCACUCCCUCACACAGCCUGAUUUCUAACUUGUACCACCUCGAUUGACUGAACAAUAUACGUUGGUCUAUAAACUUAAUAAGACACUUUGGUCCAGUUAUUGAAUGAUCUAAAGAUGGUUAUGAUAUGUUUUGUAUAUGUAUAUAAACCAAUUUACAAUGUUGUUUACGUCGUACGUCUAAAUAAUCAAUGAUUAAGUUCUAAAUGGACAUACAUAUGCGUGUGUGAUACAACACAACAAAUUAUAAUGAAGUUUGUUAAGCAA
Arabidopsis thaliana (thale cress) is the source of this 1768-nucleotide messenger RNA. RefSeq names its product serine carboxypeptidase-like 37 (gene scpl37). The transcript has 3 exons. Gene Ontology annotation, cellular component: extracellular region. The coding region runs from base 62 to 1525 and encodes 487 amino acids. Gene Ontology annotation, molecular function: serine-type carboxypeptidase activity. NCBI's taxonomy places the organism in Eukaryota, Viridiplantae, Streptophyta, Magnoliopsida, Brassicales, Brassicaceae. Gene Ontology annotation, biological process: proteolysis. The record is from RefSeq and is marked reviewed.